Messenger RNA from Komagataella phaffii GS115, 1611 nucleotides. RefSeq lists its product as hypothetical. The transcript has a single exon. The coding region runs from base 1 to 1611 and encodes 536 amino acids. Lineage: Eukaryota; Fungi; Ascomycota; Pichiomycetes; Pichiales; Pichiaceae. The record is from RefSeq and is a predicted model, not a curated record. Gene Ontology annotation, biological process: fatty acid alpha-oxidation. Gene Ontology annotation, molecular function: thiamine pyrophosphate binding; magnesium ion binding.
AUGUCUGAUGGGGCUGAGUUAAUUGCAAAAGCUGUUUCAGUUCUGGGUAUUGACACAGUUUUUGGAAUAGAUGAUUCCACCACUAAUCCUUUAUUAAAGUGGUUUGAAUUAACAAAGAUUGAUGUGAUUAAGGCCCCCAGCCAAAAAUUUGCUUCUUUUGCUUCCACUAUGCAUGGUUAUAUCAAAUCAUCACCAGCAAUCCUAUUGCUUCCAGGAAGUAGUCAAUUUCUAGAUGGACUUUCUGGAAUUUCGAAUGCUCAAUACCAGCGGUGGCCUUUAAUCGUUAUCACCGUUUCAACUGAUGAGGAAGACUUCAGCCAUCUGUGCACUUCGUUUGUAAAAUUUUAUCAAAGGUGUUCUGCUCCUGAUAGAAUUCAAAAGGUUUUGACUCAGGCCUUCAAGUCCUCCAUAAAUGGUAGGUCAGGUCCAACUCAUAUCCAUUUUGAUUCUUCCGUAUUGACUGCUCCUGUAGAGGACAAUCUGAAACAGUUGACAACCAAAAAUCCUUACACAAAAUUCAGUCUUCGUCCAGCAAGCAACAAACUCGAUGACAUCGUCUUUUUAUUGACGAAAGCUCGUUAUCCCUUGAUUGUCGUUGGAAAAGCUGCCGCUUCAUCUUACAAUGCACACAUUCAAUUAAGAUCAUUAGUCCAAAACUUUCAUCUUCCAUUCGUCACCACCACAAUGGCAAGAGGAACAGUCCCAGAUUUUAGUCAGCACAGUUUCACCGUUAUAGCUAACGAAAGCAUUGAGAACUCAGAUUUCUUAAUUUUGGUCGGUACUUCGCUGAAAGAGCUCUCGCAGAAUAAUUUUAAUAGCUUUAACAAGAAAAACAAGAGGGUAAAAGUUAUUCAAAUAGACAAUGUUCCAGAAGAAAUUGAAGAUGACUACAUUCCCUCCAUCGAUACCGUAUAUGAACUUGCUUUGGUUGGUGAUUUAUACGACAUAUUAGAGGCCCUAAAUGAAAAGUUACAAGCUUUCGAUUACGUUGCAAGAUCUCCUCUUACAUACUUGUCAGAACUUAGAGAUCAGAAGUUAAGAAUCUUUACACAACUUGAGACAGCAAGGUCACCUGAAAAUUCCAUGAAUCUGUUUUAUGCCUUUAGGUCGAUAAGAGAAUCAUUUCAAGACUAUCAGGACGAUGUAUAUAAUGUGGUGGAGGGAUUCGAUCUUUCAAAUGAAUUCUCUUCUUUGUUAUAUCCUGUGUUUUUGCCUAAACAGUUGAUAGAUGUUACCUCACUUCCAGUACCGGGUAAUGGACUGCUUUACGCCAUGUCAUUGAAAGCAAUAGAAAGGACACGGUUGGCAGUAUUCUUCUUUAAAGAAAAUGCCCCGUUAACUUUUAAUGUAACGGAUUUAAUAACUUCCAUAUCGAAUGAUCUUCCAGUGAUCUGCAUAAUAUUCAAUGAAACUAAAUCAUGUCGCUAUGAUUUACUUUGUCAAUCUCUGACUAUAGAUGGAUUUUCAGCUACAACAACCAAAGAUCUGGAAACGUCUCUAAAACUAGGCAUUCAAGCCUACUUGACGAGGAAAAGGUCCAUCGUGAUAGACAUUCAAAUCGAGUCACUUUCAGAACCAACCCUAAAUGUGAAUUUGGUGCCCAAAAUGUGA